Molecule: messenger RNA, 534 nt
Organism: Naegleria fowleri
Lineage: Eukaryota; Heterolobosea; Eutetramitea; Acrasida; Naegleriidae
Exons: 1
Coding region: 1-534 (177 amino acids)
Source: RefSeq, a predicted model, not a curated record
AUGACUGUUCGAGAGGGUGUGAUUGGUGAUGCCUUCAUUAUUGUCAUGAAAAACUUGUCAGAACAAACCGAGUUGAAGAACAUGUUGACCAUGCAACAAGAAAAAUUAAUGGAAAUUCAAAAAGUCGCCAAGUUUGAUAAAGUCAUGGCAGAUAAGGAAUUAAGGAACAAGUUCAAAGAAUUCACAAUUAAGGAAAGAAGUUCUGAAAAUUUCCUCUUCCUUGAAAUGGUUGAACAAUACAAGACCAUUUCGAAAUCUAAGGAACGAGCAGUUCUUCAAAAGGAAAUCAUUCGACGACAUUUGCUACCAAAUUCACCUCAACCACUCAAUGUUUCUCAGAAAAUUCUCGAAACAGAAUAUAAGAAAAUUGCCAGUGGUUAUGGUCAAUUGGAUUUAUUUGACAAGUUGGAAGUUGUUGUGAAAGGAAUGAUUUUGGAUGACACUUUUUCAAGAUUUAUGAUUGAGCGAGAAAAUGAGGAGAGCACGGACACUUCAGAUUCAACAUCCUCAAUGACUAACCAUACUAAUUGUUGA